Molecule: messenger RNA, 1698 nt
Organism: Paracoccidioides brasiliensis Pb18
Product: CTP synthase
Exons: 6
Coding region: 1-1698 (565 amino acids)
Biological process (GO): pyrimidine nucleobase biosynthetic process; CTP biosynthetic process
Cellular component (GO): cytoophidium; cytoplasm
Molecular function (GO): CTP synthase activity; identical protein binding
Source: RefSeq, a predicted model, not a curated record
AUGAAGUACAUUCUGGUUUCGGGAGGCGUCAUCUCCGGUGUAGGCAAGGGCAUCAUCGCGUCCAGCACUGGUUUGCUUUUGAAGACACGCGGUCUCAGAGUGACUAGUAUUAAGAUAGACCCUUAUAUGAAUGUUGAUGCUGGGACUAUGAGCCCUACCGAGCAUGGAGAGGUGUACGUGUUAGAUGACGGCGGGGAGGUUGAUCUGGACCUGGGAAACUACGAGCGCUACCUGAACAUUUCGCUAAGCCACGAGCACAACAUAACAACCGGAAAGAUCUAUUUACACGUUAUUGAGCGAGAGCGUCGAGGCGACUAUCUGGGCAAAACGGUUCAGAUCGUGCCCCAUUUGACUGAUGCAAUUCAAGACUGGAUUGAGCGUGUGGCUAAAAUUCCCGUCGAUGAAUCUGGGGAAGAGCCACACGUGUGUAUUGUUGAGCUUGGAGGUACAAUCGGAGACGUGGAGUCAGGCGUCUUCUUUGAAGCCAUGCGUCAGCUUCAGAGACGGGCUGGCAAGGGUAAUUUCCUCCAGAUCCAUGUCUCUUAUGUUCCCGUUAUUCCUCCAGGUAGCGGCGAGCAAAAGACAAAGCCCACCCAGCGGGCGAUCAGCGAUGUCAGGAGCGCAGGGCUCAGCCCAGACUUGAUUGCUUGCCGCUGCGAGAGACCGCUCGAAGGUCAAACAAUCGUCAAAAUCGCCAAUGCUUGUCAGGUUGAUCGAGACCAGGUCCUCACUGUUCACAAUGUCUCAACAACCUACCACGUACCCGUCCUUCUUGAGAACCAAGGUAAAAAGGGUACCACCACAUGGACGGAAUGGAAGUCCCUGGCCUCAAGCCAAGAUCAUACACAGGUGACUGUGUCUAUUGCCCUUGUUGGCAAAUAUACGAGCCUUCACGACUCUUACAUGAGUGUUAGCAAGUCGCUGGAACAUGCGGCUAUGCACUGCAAGCGGAAAAUCAACCUUAUCUGGGUUGACGCAUCUCAUCUAGAAGAGACGACACAGGAGUGCUCCCCUGCGGAGUUUCACAAGGCGUGGCAUGCCGUCUGCAUGGCAGAUGGGAUCCUAGUCCCCGGCGGUUUCGGCCAUCGGGGAACAGAAGGCAUGAUCAAAGCAGCCAAAUGGGCCCGGACAAAUAACAUUCCAUACCUGGGUAUAUGUCUAGGCAUGCAGCUAGCCGUCAUUGAAUACGCACGCAAUGUUUGCGGUAUAGACGCGGGCAGCGAGGAAUUCGACGAGAAUCAUUCCAAUCCAGCCAUCGUCUACAUGCCAGAAAUAAACAAGGAAAAGAUGGGCGGUACGAUGCGAUUGGGCAAGCGACCCACCAUCUUCCAGCCUGGCACGGACUGGUCCCGUCUGCGAAAGCUGUACGGAGGUACACCGGCCAUCUGGGAGCGACAUAGACAUCGCUACGAAGUCAAUCCCCAGAUGGUGGAGACUCUGGAGAAGGCCGGACUGACAUUCAUUGGCAAGGAUGACAAGGGCGAACGGAUGGAAAUUGUCGAGCUCAGGGAUCACAAAUGGUACGUUGGCGUGCAAUUCCAUCCAGAGUACCUCUCCCGAGUUCUCGCGCCCAGCAAAACAUUCCUGGGCUUCUUUGCCGCUGCCGCUGCCUGUCUGGAGGAAAUUAGCGAGACUUACAAAGAUCGAUAUGACCUAAGCCACCAAAAGAUGGAUCUUAAUUUGAUUCCAGGCCGAUAG